UUGCAGUUUUCGUACUAUAUUCUCGUAUCUUGUGUCGCCGUUCGCGUUUAUCCCGUCCGUCGAUUCGUUCGUUUUGUGUUCUGUACAAACAAAUCCAUUCAAAAACCUCAAUCUUCGUUGUACACAUUUUACACCUUGAUAUCAUCGUCGUCGUCGUCUUACAACGACCUAACCCAAAAUGUCUUACAACCGUCGAAGUGGUGGUGGUUAUGGUGCCGGAAAUAGCGGUAGCUAUGGAAAUUCUUAUGGACAAAGCGCAAGCAAUAAUUUUAGUGGCUCUGGCAAUUAUGGAAGUGGAGGCGGUGGUGGAAGUGGCAAUUUCAAUGGGGGUGGCAGCAGCCGUUUCAAUAAUUUCAAUAAUUAUGGUAGAAACCCGAAGAUGAGUCCUUGGGAAUCUGGUGUAUCCCCAGGAGGUGGGAUGAUGCCUAAUGUUCACCCCAAUCAAAUGGCUCUAGCUAAUGAUUUAUUAUCWAAGCUUUUAGCUCCUAAUCAGGGYGGAUACGGAAGUAGUCAAAAUUGGGGUCCAACCCCUGGAAUGGUGAGAAGACAAGAAUCGUUUAAGAACCAAAACCGGCGCAGGCCUGAUAAUCGCAAUCGUAGACCUCCUCCAAAAAAGGACGAUAAGAAAAAGGAUUCUAAACCUGAAGCGGAUAAAAAUGAUAAGAGCAAUGAAACAAAUGGUAUCAAGAAAGAAACAACAAACCAAGAACAUGUGGAUUAUGAUGGUAUUCCAACAGCUGUAUUAUUUUGCCAUGUUUGUCAAAAACACAUGUGGGACGGAGCCUCUUUUGAGAAACAUGUACGUGGUCGUCCUCAUGAAUUGAUGAUGACAUACUUGGAUGAAGGGUACAAAAUGCAAGUGGAGUUAAUGCGUCAUCAGAUUAAAGCAGCUGAAAAUCAAAGAGAAAUUGACCUAGAACGUAUGCAAGCUCAAAAUAAGGGAAAAGCUAAACCAUUGUUCCGUAACUACUGUCCUAUGUGCAAUAUUAAUUUCUAUGGCCCUUUGACUGGACAUCGUAAGAGUGAUCGUCAUCGUAAAUUGAAACAAUUUCUUCAUCCUGAAUGCAAAAUGUGUGAUACAUUAUUCCAUACUCGUUUAGAAUGGGAUGAUCACAAAUUGUCUUCAGAUCAUUUACGCAAAGUUGGUGAACAGCGCCGUCAAUUUAAUCCCGAUCUUAAAGAUGAUGAAUUUGAAUUGCUUGAUGUGAUAGUAAUUGAAGAUGAUGAACAUUCAGAAGAAAUACCUGUAGUAUCAAAAUUAGAUAUGCUUGACGAUCAAGAUAUGAAAGAUGAUGAAGAAGAAGAAGAAGAAGAAGAAGAUCAAGACAUUGGAAAGGAAUCUGAAGACAAUAAAGAUAAUGAGGUAAUAGAUGAUGUUAAAGUUCAGAAGGAAAAAGAAGAGAAUGAUGUUUCCAAAGAAGAUAAUGAUGUUUCAAAAGUAGAGAAUGACAAUUCUAAAGACGAAAAUGUAACUUCAAAAACAGAGAAUGAUAAUUCCAAAGAAGAAAAUAACAUUGAUAAGGAGUUGAAUGAUACUGUUAAAGAAGAUACAUCAGUGAUUAAAAAAGAAAAAGAGGAAAAAUAUAACCCUGCUAAUGUUGUUGGCCGUGAACUUGUAGUUAAAACUGGAGGAUAUGUAUGCCGUAUUUGUUCAAUGUUUAUGAAGAAUGACGAAGAAGCAGAUUUACAUUGUCAAACUGCUUCACAUUAUAUUAACUUCACCACUAUUACAAAAUUACAUGCAAAAAUCAACAAUCGAAAGCGUAAAAUGAAAGAAGAUAAAAAAGAAGAUGAUGAUAAAAAGGUGAACACAGAAGCAACUGAAAUUGAACAACCUGAGAAAAAAGCUCGUUUGGAUGAAACUGAAGAUGGUGAACCAGUAGUUGAGCAAAAUGGCAUAGGUGAACCUCAAUCUGAACCUAUGGAUGAUGAUGUGCAAGAGAUAAAAUCUGAUAUACCUUGUAUUGAAAUUCCUGAUGAUGAGUUGAAAACAAUUAACUCUGAAGAUUCGGUAGUUGCAGAUCCUGUUGUUAAAAUUAAUGAAGUUGUUGCAGAACCAGAAUCUGAAUCAGUAAAAGAAGCUCCAGCCCCAGCUGUCAAAACUACUCCACCACGUGGUGGUCGUGGUGGCCGUGGUCGAGGAGUGGCAAGAAGAGGUCGUUCAAGUCGCUAAAAUAACAUUUAAAAAAAAAAAAAUUUAAAAAAAAAAUGGAGGAUAUACAACUU
Messenger RNA from Diuraphis noxia (Russian wheat aphid), 2226 nucleotides. RefSeq lists its product as uncharacterized. NCBI's taxonomy places the organism in Eukaryota, Metazoa, Arthropoda, Insecta, Hemiptera, Aphididae. Gene Ontology annotation, cellular component: nucleus. The record is from RefSeq and is a predicted model, not a curated record. Gene Ontology annotation, molecular function: nucleic acid binding; zinc ion binding.